GCAUAUCACGUAAUAAACAACUACAGAUUCAUUAGAAAGCGUGGAAUAAGCAUCUGGAAAUUGCAUGGAACUUUCUUCUUUCCCUAGGUUAUUUUUAUAUUUAUAUGUAUAUGCAUCUACAUCUAAUUUCACAUACUAAAUGCAAGUUACAAAAAAUCAAUAGUUAAUAGCAGUAAAAAAGAAACAGAAAGCACAACUGUUUUUUUUUUUUGAAAAGAAAUCCCUAAUGGAUAAACACACGUCCAAGUACAGUAAUACCAUAACGUUAUUAAACAAUGGAAGGGACAGUUCCCAGGGAAGACCUCAUAAGAGGUUGCAGUUGUUUUUCAGAGUAGUAUAUUUUUUGACUUCCAUCGGUAGAAACAGCAAUGGAAGGGACAGUUCCCAUGGAAAACCUCAUAAGAGGUUGCAAUUGGUUUUUAGAGCAGUAUAUUUUUUGACUUCCAUCGGUCGAAACACACUAGUCCUUUCCCGUUGGUUGCAUGAUCCGUCCUAUGUUAUCGAAAUUGGAAGCAUCCAUGAUCAUAAUGAUGAGAAACGUCAACCGUUUCAUGGCAUCGACAAAGAAGCACUGGCCAAGUUGGUUAGAGAGAAAGACUUGAAUAGCCUUCUGAUACACUUUGGAGGAGUGCAACGAGUCGUAGAAAUUCUUGAAUCAGACCAGGAAGCAGGUUUAACAGUAAUGCAUGAUGAGAAGGAACUAACACAAAGAAAGGAAACUUUCGGUACCAACAUUUACGACAGGCCAAAAACCAAGAGUUUCUUGAGUUUUAUGGCUGAAUCUUUCAAAGACACCGCCAUUAUCAUCCUUCUGGUAUGUUCUGUUUUGUCCCUUGGCUUUGGGAUUAAACGGUACGGUCCAAAGGAAGGGUGGUAUGCUGGCGGAAGUAUCAUCGUUGCAGUUGCUCUUGUCCUUGCAGUCUCUUCUAUCUGUAACUUCAAAAAAAGCAGACAGGUUCUCAAGCUUUCGGAAGAGAGCAAGGAUAUAAAAGUGACAGUAGUAAGAGACGAACGUAGACAGGAAGUAUCCAUCUUUGAUAUUGUUGUGGGUGAUAUUGUUUAUCUCAAAAUUGGCGAUAAGAUCCCAGCAGAUGGACUCUUCUUGGAUGGCCUCUCGUUGCAAGUAGAUGAGUCCAGCAUGACAGGUGAAAGUGACAACGUUCAAAUUAACGAGACACAAAACCCAUUUUUGGUCUGCGGAACAAAGGUGAUGGAUGGAUAUGGACAUAUGCUUGUUACAUCGGUAGGUAAAAACAAUGCAUGGGGUCAGAUAAUGUGCACAAUAACAGAUGACAAGAACAAUGAGCAAACGCCACUGAUGCAUCGGUUUAAUAAGCUUACCAAAUGGAUCGGGGACGCUGGUCUGUUAGUGGCUUUUCUUGUUCUAGUCACCUUAAUGAUCAGUUACUUCAUGGGACAUACUGAAAAUGACAACGGACAGAAGGAGUUCAUAGGUAGCAAAACCAAAGCAGAUGAUAUAAUGAAUUCCUUGGUUGAUAUAAUCGCAGCAGCAGUAACUGUCAUGGUGGUUGCAAUACCAGAAGGUUUGCCAUUGGCUGUCACUCUAAGAAAAAUGAUGCUGGAUCGUGCAAUGGUCCGCAAGCUAUCUGCCUGUGAGACUAUGGGCUCAGCAACCACAAUCUGCACAGACAAAACUGGCAUUCUCACCUUAAAUCAGAUGCAGGUAACCGAAUUUCUGUUGGGAACAGAAAUGAUUACGAUGACAUCACAAAUAGCACCUGAAGUUCUUGAAUUGCUACAAGAGGCUGCUGGCUUGAAUACUACUGGUGAUGUUUAUACAACACCUUUUGGUCCUCCAGAGAUCUGUGGAUGCCCAACUGAGAAAGCAAUUCUAUCAUGGGCCAUGACCAGUUUACUAGGGAACUCUAAUAGAAUAAAGCAAGAGUAUCGAAUCCUCGAUGUCAAAGUUUUCAAUUCACAAAAGAAGAGAAGUGGGGUACUGGUAACAAAAAAUAGUACCGGAAAAUUUCAUACACAUUGGAAAGGUGCUGCUGAGAUGAUUCUAGCUAUGUGCUCCAGCUAUUACGUCAAAAGUGGAAAAAUUGCACCUAUAAAUCAAGAAGAAAGAAAAGAACUUGAACUGAAAAUUAAAUAUAUGGCAAGCAAGAGCUUGCGAUGUAUUGCAUUUGCUUACAAAGAAAGCAAUGCAAAAACUCAAAAUCUUGAAGAAACUGAACUAACCUUGCUGGGUCUGGUGGGUCUAAAGGACCCAUGUAGGCCAGGUGUUAAAGAGGCAGUAGAAUCUUGCAGGGAUGCUGGUGUUGGCAUCAAAAUGAUUACUGGAGACAAUGUGUUUACAGCCAAAUCAAUAGCUUUUGAAUGUGGAAUACUCCAACCAGGUGAAGACUUGAACAUUGCAGUUAUUGAAGGACCAGCAUUCAGGAAUUAUUCAAAAGAAGAGAGAAUGAAGAUUGUCGAAAAAAUAAGAGUGAUGGCAAGGUCUUCACCGUUUGACAAGCUAUUGUUGGUGAAAUGUUUGAAGCAGAAGGGCCAUGUUGUAGCAGUAACAGGCGAUGGAACAAAUGAUGCUCCAGCACUAAAAGCAGCAGAUGUUGGACUUUCCAUGGGUAUCCAUGGAACAGAAGUGGCAAAGGAGAGCUCCGAUGUAGUUAUCUUGGACGACAGUUUCAAAACCGUGGUCACAGUGUUGAAGUGGGGUAGGUACUUGUAUCAUAACAUUCAAAAGUUUCUUCAGUUUCAACUCACAGUAAAUGUUGCUGCCAUUGUUUUCAACUUUGUUGCUGCUGCUGCAUCCGGAGAAGUCCCUCUGACAGCUGUCCAGCUUCUGUGGGUGAAUCUUACAAUGAAUACUCUUGGGGCCUUAGCUUUGGCAACUGAGCCACCCAGUAAUGAUCUAAUGAACAAGAAACCAAUUGGACUAACUGAACCUCUGUUAACUCGGUCGAUGUGGAGGGAUCUCCUUGCUCAAGCCUUCUAUCAGAUAACACUGCUAUUGAUCCUGGAGUUCAAAGGAGGUGCCAUAUUUCAUGUGGAUAACAAGGUAAAAGACACCUUGAUGUUCAAUACUUUCGUCCUCUGUCAAGUCUUCAACGAGUUCAACGCAAGGAAUUUGGAUAAGAAGAACAUAUUCCAUGGAAUACUUAAGAACAGACUGUUUGUUGGGAUAGUGGGAUUGACAAUACUACUGCAGGUACUUAUGGCUGACUUCCUGAGGGGAUUUGCUAAUACUGAAAGGCUUAACUUGAUACAGUGGGCUGCAUGCAUAGGGGUUUCAUCAUUGUCAUGGCCUAUCGGUUGGAUUACAAAGUGCAUUCCCGUAUUCAACAAAUAAAAAUUUCGACCAUUAAAGCUGCAGCAAAAGACACUAGAAUAUUCAAGUAGUUAAUAUGAGAUAUAUACAACACAAACACAUCAUUUUUUCAAAUGUGGCAGUACAAAAAAGGAAUUAGGAAUCAUAUGGCAAUGGAUUUAAAAGGGAAAAAGAGAAACAAUAAGCUGCUCAAGCCUGCAUUUGCGAUAGCGUACAGCAUUGAUCCAUCCAUCAGUUGUUUAUAUUCAAAGACUCUGAGUACUCUCCAAAUGGUAUGAAAGUGCUCUCUAUGGCUAGGUUGCACUAUAUACUCUGCUGCUAGCCAGUGUAAAACUUCUCUGACGUCAUUAGCCUGAAGUGUGUGUAAAUAAAGUCUGGCUCUUCUGAGGAGAAAGAAGAGAUUCAACUAUUUACUAUUCGGUUGAACUACAUAUUUAAGAUUGAUAUCUUGAUAUUUUCAUAUUAUAUAUGUGCGUUUUAGCUUCGGACUAACUAGUAAAGUUGAUGUUAGGUCGCCUAUUCAUAGUAAAGUUGAUGUUAGGUCACCUAUUCAAGGUAGGACUGAGUACAAUAAAUCACUGUGUGGUUCGAUCGGCCCUUCCCCGGACCCUGCACAUAGCAGGAGCUUUAAUAUACCAGACUCCCUUUGUAUGUGCAAUUUGAAUUUUAACUUAGAUAUUGGAUCCUAAGUUAGAUUUGACAAUUUUCAAUUGCAAAUUCGUAUAUUGAAAGUGCGAAAAUUUUAUA
Molecule: messenger RNA, 4039 nt
Organism: Capsicum annuum
Lineage: Eukaryota; Viridiplantae; Streptophyta; Magnoliopsida; Solanales; Solanaceae
Product: putative calcium-transporting ATPase 13, plasma membrane-type
Exons: 3
Coding region: 227-3313 (1028 amino acids)
Biological process (GO): calcium ion transmembrane transport
Cellular component (GO): intracellular membrane-bounded organelle; membrane
Molecular function (GO): ATP binding; P-type calcium transporter activity; ATP hydrolysis activity
Source: RefSeq, a predicted model, not a curated record